Molecule: messenger RNA, 2471 nt
Organism: Vombatus ursinus (common wombat)
Lineage: Eukaryota; Metazoa; Chordata; Mammalia; Diprotodontia; Vombatidae
Gene: CD244
Product: CD244 molecule
Exons: 9
Coding region: 252-1388 (378 amino acids)
Biological process (GO): natural killer cell activation involved in immune response
Cellular component (GO): external side of plasma membrane
Molecular function (GO): MHC class I protein binding
Source: RefSeq, a predicted model, not a curated record
UUUCUCAACUAAGUCCUGACAAUUUAUUAACUCACAAAAGAUCAGCCACAGCACAGAGGAAACUGUGGCUGGACUAAUUAUAAGAGGGUUCUGUAUUUCAGCGACAGCCUGUACUUUCCCCCACCCAGCAUACCCCUAUGUCCUGUUGUCUACAAUCAACAGUGUAAGCCACAUUGAGGGGGAGCUGUUGAGGGAAGGAAGUCUUAGCUGGGGUAUUGAGGAACCCUGGCUGUGAGCUCUACUCUGUAGAGAUGCUUUGGAAAGCUUUCACUCUCCUCAUCUUCCUUGUCAUGCUUCAGAACCAAGGAACAUUAGGUUCUGAUAUGAAGAUAAUGAGCAUAACUGUCAUCAUGGGAAGUCAUAUCAAGUUACAACCAGUGUGGAUUCAGCAGUAUUCAAAGAGUAUACAUUUCAUUUGGUUUGUGAAACUGUCUUCAACUCAGGAAAAAUUUAGGAUAUUGAGUUGGACAGAGGACUCAAAGGUGACGUUUGAAGCUGAGCAAUUUAAAAACAGAGUUGAUGUCAAAACUGAGAACUUGACCUUAUUAAUUAACCCAGCUCAGAAGAAUGACAGUGGCUUCUACUUCAUGGAAAUCACCAGUCAGUCAGGACGUGUUUUUAAUACCAACUGGUUCCAGGUUUCUGUGUUUGAUCCUGUCCAGGACCCAAAGAUCCAGGUGACUGGAGAGUCAUGGAAUAACAAUAACACCUUGUGCCAUGUGAACCUGUCCUGCUUCGUCCAUGGGAAUGAUAAUUUGACAUACACCUGGUACAGAGGGAGAGAGCAAAUUAAACCCCCAGGGAAACAUGCCCAUGUACAGCUCCAUAUCCAAGCCAAGAACACUGAGAAUUCCUAUACUUGCAAUGCCAGUAACCCAGUUAGCUCAGGGAGCCAUACCAUCAAUCUUACUUGGGUAUGUGCUAGCCCAGUUUACAAUUCAACCCAAGAAUCAUGGUUGCAGCUGGUUUGGGGUUUCUCUGUGAUUCCCCUGGUCAUUCUACUUCUCAGCACCCUUGUCUACCUGUAUGUGACAAGAAAGAGGAAGAAGAGGAGGAAGCAAGCAACAGAUAUGAACGCGGUGUCUUAUGAGAAAAUUAGCCAUGAUAAGCCCCGGAGAAAUCAGGUGCAGAAUUACUGUGAAAUGGAAGGACACACCUUAUAUUCUGUGGUCCAAUUUCCAGAACAGCUUCCUGCUUCCAGUCCUGCUAGUCAAGAUAAAACAGUGUAUUCAUCAGUACAAUCCUCCAAGCGUCAACCUUUUUCCAAGCAAAUGAGCCCCAACUCAGCUACCCACUCAUCCCACUCAGCUACCAUCUACCAAGAGGUCCAGAGACCCAAACGACUGUCUUGUAAGGAGCUGGAGAUGUUCCACAUCUAUUCCUAUUAAUGGGAGCUGCUGUCCAAAAUGAACAUACUAUUGAAGUAUUUUGAGGGCUAGGAGAUUUGGUAAUAAGAACAGCUCAGAGUUUUGUAGCUCUUGCAGAGUUUUCAAAGCUCUCUCUUCACAACAACCACAUGAUGAAAGUGCAAGGAUUGCUCUAACAUUCCAACAGUUUGAGAUCUCAUCGCUGUAGACAUUCUCUCCAGUGAUGUGGACCACUAUUCCUUUUUGCCUGCCUAUCUUGUAUGGUACUUUUCCAUGUCAGCCCAUAAGCCAAUACCAGAGGAUCCAUCUCACAUGCUGGAAGCCUUCCUAGAUUUCUUCUCACCUCAUAAGGAUACAGAUAGAGCACUCAGACUAUAACCCUAUUAUCCCCUCACUCUUGCCAUAUGCCUAACCCAAGUUCAUUUUCAAUCACAAACUUCCUCACUGAUGUCUUUUGUUCUAAUUCUUUUGUACAGUACCUUAUUCUAUGUUGCAACCUGAUCAAACACACCAUACACUUCUCCACUGCCCUCUGGUCAAUAGUCAUUUAUUAAUUCUUCAAGGGCUAUAGCAUUCUAUGACUUAGAGCCAUACAACAACAUUAUUAGUAAGAGUAUUGCUUUUAAAAAGAUGGAACUUUGUUUCUGUGAAUAUUUACAGAUGAGCAAGCCAAGCCUCAAAGGGGCUAAAUGACUUACUUGCUCAUGGUCACACAGCAAGCAACUAUCAGAGUCGGAUCUUCUGAUUCUAUAUUUCUUCCUAGCCAUGAUCAGCAGUGCCUGGAAUAAAAAUAUGAUUUAAGCACCUGUGUCCACUUUGGGGGCUAAAAGAAUUGCCAGCACUGGAUAAUUCACCAAAGACUUUGAAUUAGUUGCCCCCACCAAUGUGCAUAGCUCUGGAGAGACCAUUUGGAGUUUAUUCAAGGCUUAUGUUACACAGACUUUAUGAUUGUUCUGGAGGGUUAUUGCUAACAUUCAUCAUGGGAGAAAGGGAUGGUAGGCACUGUUCUCUGCCUCACAGGUAGAAAUACUAAGGCAUAGAGAGAUAAUUUUACUGAAAGUCACAUGGCAAAUCACUGAAUAUAAAGAUGUUCAUUUUCUGAGA